Molecule: messenger RNA, 2707 nt
Organism: Vespa velutina
Lineage: Eukaryota; Metazoa; Arthropoda; Insecta; Hymenoptera; Vespidae
Exons: 3
Coding region: 314-2623 (769 amino acids)
Source: RefSeq, a predicted model, not a curated record
ACAUUGUUGAAUAAUAUUAUCGAUGUCUCUCACGUUAGAAUUAUUAUCGAUUAUGAAGAAAAAAAGAAGAAUAAAAGAAAUAUUACGAUAUGAGAUAUGUUCAUAUCGGAAGAUAAAAAAAAGUCGACAUCUCAUUCGGUAUAACCUUUUUUAAAAAGAAACAUGGCAUCCGAAUCAAGAUAUUUCCGGUAACGUAAUUCCGUUUAAUUAAAGAGAGAGAGAGAGAGAGAGAGAAAAUAUUGAAAAUAAAAUAAAAAAAAAGAAGAAAAAAACCAGAAAGGAAGAGAAGAGAAAGAAAUAAGAAAAAGUUAAAAUGAACGCAUUCUCUGAAAAUCCAUUUUUUUUCUUUAUGGAUAAUGCUCAUCCAAUAUUCCCUAUGGAUGUUUAUCAAGAUGUCGGCAAAAUAAUUGAAUUAUCGGACACCGGAUGUGACGCAAUAUCUCCUUCGUCUUCGAUUCAACAGAAAAAAGAUCAAAAUCAAUCAUAUUGCGAAAGGAAGACGCCCCGUUGUGAUCCCGUAUCGAAAAAUAUUCAGAAAGUAUUCGAUGAGAAACGAGAAACAAAUCGGGAAGAAUUCCAGAAAAAAAGUAAUAACAGAGGCAAUGUAUCAUCGACAAACAAAACAUCAUCGAGAAAAAUAAAAACGAAAGAAUUUUUAGAGGAAAGAUCUAAUACUAUGGAUCAAGAGAUUAAUGAAAAAAUUGAACAAUGGGAACGAAAUAUCGCUGAUUUUGAAAAUACUCUACUAAGGAGCCAAGGAAAUCUUAUGGAUGAUCUGUCAUCGAACGAGAAAGUCAUUGUUGAUUCUGAUUUAUCAAAUUAUUACCUUAAAAAGGCAAUUAAUCGGAAAAACAAAAGGGAAGAAAACGAGACUCGAAAAAAAGUUUUUGAUUCGUACAAAAAUUCAAAUGAAUCGACAUCUACAACAAGAUUAUCUCAAUCACCUGAUGGCUUGAAUUAUUUAAAAAAUGAUAAUAAUAAAAGAAAACGAAGAAUACCUUCGGCAACACGUUCACCACAAAAAAAGAAAGAAAAUUUCUUGACGAAACCUGUAUUCAAUGAUAACACAGAUGAUAUCAAGAUAAGAACAGAUUUUUCAUUUGUAAAUAAUAAUAACGAAAGUAAUAACGAAAUGUUGAAAGAUUUUAACGAAAAAAUAAGAAAAUCGAUCGAUCGCGCGGUGGACAUAGAUAGUAUUUCGGAUAUGUUCGAUAAUUUUAAUGAAAAUAUAAAAAAUAAAUUUGAAAAUAUUAAUCAAGAAAGAAAUGAUUUUACCUUGAAUAAACAAGAAAAUAUCGAAAGUUUGAAAGAAAAUUUUAAUCAUCAAGAUGUUAAUCGUGAAACAAAUAACAAAACUGAAAGGAGAUCUGAAAGAAGAAAGGGCAGUUCAAAAAGUGCCGAUCGUGAUAGAAUGAAUUAUCGUGGCAAUAUGGCGAAACGUUACGUCAAUAAAAAUUCGAUAAAAUUGGAUGAAAAUAAUUCGGCGGCUAAGAAAAUUCAAGAUAAUGAGUGUUUUAUCGAAAAGAAGAAUUUCAAUAAUGAAAAUAAUAAAACGAAGUCGAGAGUUCUUCCAAAAAGUGCUGGUUCAUAUUCACAAAGAAAAGAAAAUAUUCGAAAGGAAAAAAUUGAAUCGGAAAAGGAAUUAAACACGGUGUUCUCUUUCGACUAUGAUAAUUCCGACGCAUCGAAAAAAUUGAAAGAGAAUAUCAAUGAAAGAUCACCGAUUAAAAAUAUUUCUGGAUAUUCUUUAUCAAGAUCUGUUAGAAAAGAAAAGGAAAAUGACAAGGCGGAUAUUCAAAGAAAAGAUUUAGAAAAAGUAGGCGCUAUUUUUAUUUCCUCGGUUAUGAAAAAAUCUAAAAGAUGGUCGAAUUCGCAGACGACCAAUAACGAAGGUAAAAAUUCGAAAAGCAAUAACGAUCUAAAAGAUAAACUUUAUCAAUUAGAGAAAAACAAGAUCGAAGAAGUUAACAGUGAUCGAACGUCAUCUUUUUCAAAAAUUCAUUCGACGAUUUCAAAUCUUUUAAAAUUAUCCAAUAAAACAGAAAAAUCGAUGAGAUCAAGAAUACCAAUCGCAAUUUCUCGAUUGAAAAAGGAAUUAGGAGAUAAUUUCAAUAAUUCCAAAUUAGAAGAUCGAAGAAGAUCGAGAUCGAAAGUGGUCAUUAGAGAAACUAAUCGACUGAAAGAUAACAAAAUCGAUGAAUCAACGUCGACUGCUCUAAUUUUGGUCGACAAGUCGGAUUGCACGAGAGAUGAUGAUAAUGAAAAAAAUAAUCGAGAAAAAUCUACAUCAGAUUUGUCGAAUAGAAAAUUCGAAAGAGUUCGCAAAAAGAAAAUGGACGUUGAAACGAAGGUUUUCAAAAUGGCAAAAGCUGAAAAAGAGGAAAGGAGAAAAGAAUUUGAGAAAUGUGGUUUACGUGAACCAGUGAAAAAAUUGAAAAAUAGAUCUCAGGAAAUAGUCGAUAUCGCUGUAACGAUACUUGAAAGGAAAUCGAAAGAAGUAAAAACAGAUUCGAAUUCCGACGGCAGACAUCUUGAAGAAGUUUAUUCGAAACCUUAUUCUUUGAGAAGCGGUAUAUAUUCCAGAUACUUUCCUAAUUUUUCAUCCAAAAGUUAUCGAACUUAAUUUUUUUUUUGUUAUUUUCAUGGUAUGACGAAUAUAUAUAUUAAAAAUCAUACUAUUUAUCUUCCCCUUAAAUACAAAUUCGAU